CUUGUCUCGUCUCGAAUGGAUCCAUUUGAGAUUCCAAGCAAACACGUUGAAGUUCCAAAUGGCGCGAGGGCAGCGUGUCUGACGUUUGCGAAUUUGACGAUGAUCUUGCAGAGAUCGGACCCCUUCCGUCCGCUUUCCCUCCCUUCACUCGGAGCAUCACUCCUUCCGUUCGCUACUUUGACCUGCCUUCACCCGCAACAAUGGCCCAAGAACACUCCAGCCACCACGUCCACCGCGAACGAACCAUCGUAAAGGAAGUCGAGGACGACGAGUUCGAGUGUGACGACCAAGAGUGCAUUUCGUACGGAACACGCCACCAAGCUUCCCAUAGCUACCAUCCCCACUCUCAGAAUGAUUUCACUGCACCUCACUCAUAUAGGCUUGGUGCACGUCUGAGGAAUCUGUUUGUAGGGCCGCCGGCGGCUGAUGCUGACGAGGUUCUUGUCGAGCAGGAGACGGUUAAGGUGGUUAGGGUGAAGUACAAUAAGGAUGGCAAACGCAACGGACACCUCGACGUCUCGACUGUCGACGAGGAGCAUAGGUUAGGCGAGGCUGUGAAGGGGAAAUACAGAGGUAGCGCGGGAAGCAUCAGCACGAGAAGUGGGAGUGAGGUGGAUCAUGUGAGAUACAGGGCGCUGAGCGGUGCGAAUGGAAUCAAGCACCGGGUAGGAGAGACGGAGAGGGAGGUGAAGAAGCAGCCUGGCAGCUUGCUCGGCAACAUAUGGUCAGCCGUCACCACCGCCCUAUCCAGCACCGACGACCGCCACCGCGUAAUCGAACACCGCGCCGGCCGCAAAUACAACAAAGCCAAAAGCAACGCAUACGGAGCCGCCCACGAUUUCAAGACUGAAGCGGAUCGCGUUGCCGCAGAUGCAAAACACCAGGCGGGGAGAGCGGCAGAGAACGUACUUGACACCGUCCCGGACUUGCGGGAUGUCGUGGAAGAAAAGGCUGAUAAAGCGAAAGAACAGGCGAAAGAUACAAUCGAACAUGCUACGGAUGCAAUUGGGAAGGCUGCCGAGGAAGCUGCGCAGCGAUAUAACACCGCAAAGGAACGGGCGUCACAGGGCGCUCAACGGGCUCGUGAGACGGUUGAAGAUGGAAUCAAGAAGGUGCAGGAAACCGCGGAGGAGGCCGCUGCGUUGUUGAAAGAAAAAGCAGCCAAAGCGGCCGAGGCGGUGAAUGAGACUAAGGAGACGGUUAAACACCAGGUCGAGGAAACGGCCGAGGGUGUGAAACGGCGGGUGGAGAACGCUGCGCAUCGCGUGAAAGCAGAACUGGAUGAGACGGUCGAGGCUCUCCGCAAGUCGGCUAAAAACGCCAAAGGGAAAGCGCACAACGUCAAAGAAGGCGUCAAGGGUAUUCCGCAGACACUCAGAGAAGGCGUGAGGGAAACCGCACACACCAUCAAAAAGAACGCACAUAACCUCAAGAAAGGCGUGGAACAUACCGCCCACAAUGUCAAGCAAGGGGCCAAAUUUACCGCCCAGGAUGUCAGGAAACAUGUCAAGCAAGGCAGCGAGUCUGUGCUCCACACAUUCGAGAGCGCUGCGGAAUGCUUGGGGACGCGCGGACCCAGGACGCAGGGAUGGCAUCCCCACGCGGGCUUGCCGGGGUUGGGAACUUAUGGCGGCCCGAUUACGGGUACACCGUUCGCCAAUCCUGUGCCUGUAACUGCGUUUUACACGGCGUUGAGCACCCUGUGGUUCGUGUGGCUUGCCAGCCGAGUCCACAAAGCCCGCACCCGCACUCAAAUCUACCACGGCUCCGGCGCCCUCCAACUCGCCCUCGAAUCCUCGCCCUCCGUCCUCCUUUCCCAAACCACCACCACACCCUCAACCUCCCAAACCAUCACAACAACCCACGAAACCACCGACGAAACCCCGCACAUCACGCAUAUCCACCACCUCAUCCGCGCCAUCGAUGCCCGCCGCACCUUCACGACCACAGUACCGGUGUAUUUGAUCGUCCUGGGGGCGAUGGAGCUUGGGGGGGCGUACAGGCCGCUGUUGCACAUGUUGAGUUGGGCGGUUUUGGUGGCGAGUGUUGUUAUGACUGAGUACGGGAUACUCCAACCCACCGCUCACGCCCCCGGAAGCGCGCGCGCCGUUGGGGCUGGUAUCACUGCGGCUAUCGUCCUGUUUGCUGCCUGCAAGGCCAUGUAUCUUGUGGUUACUUGCGCAGGACGUCCGGUUGUUUGAGCUGCCUGCUCGUCGUACACACAUACGCCACUCAUCGCACCCUUUUGUGGC
Molecule: messenger RNA, 2252 nt
Organism: Fimicolochytrium jonesii
Lineage: Eukaryota; Fungi; Chytridiomycota; Chytridiomycetes; Spizellomycetales; Powellomycetaceae
Exons: 6
Coding region: 201-2201 (666 amino acids)
Source: RefSeq, a predicted model, not a curated record